Drosophila novamexicana is the source of this 2629-nucleotide messenger RNA. RefSeq lists its product as uncharacterized. The transcript is spliced from 4 exons. The record is from RefSeq and is a predicted model, not a curated record. Lineage: Eukaryota; Metazoa; Arthropoda; Insecta; Diptera; Drosophilidae. Bases 820 to 2610 code for a protein of 596 amino acids.
GGCAAAGCCGAUACGACAGCAGCGACGACGACUGCGGCGCAACAACAAAAGUUCUAGCCAUUUGCCGACAACUGUUAAACGUGUUCGUUUCUUUCUGCUGCGCGCUUGCCGCCCUUACAGCUCCAAGGUUUGAAACAACAACAGCAACAACAACUGCCGACAACUAUAAACGUAAUCAAAGCAACAAAGAAGCGCACAACGCAAAAACAAAGUCUUCAACUCAGAGCGACAGAGAGAGGGACGAAGAGAGAGAGAGAGCGUACUAAACAGAGAGUGCGAGUGAAAGGCAAAAGACAGAGCGUGGGAGAGUCAGAUCAACGCGCACAGAGCUACAUAUAGAGACGCAGGAGAGCAGAAGAGUAGACGCAGGCAGCUGCUGUAGCUUGGCCAAUACAAAAAAUUACGCAUACGCCGCGUGAAGCGCAAUCGCAGCCAAGAAGAAAAAAACACAAAUCAAACAGAAAAACAAAAAAAAAAAAAAAGAUUAAUUAUAAUAUAAACCGCUCAGCACUGACUCAACCCCAGCACGCCAGUUGCCGCGCCACGCCCCGCAACGAACCGGACCGCCCGCACAAACUCUCAUCAAUGGUGUUGGCUAUCAAUAUCGCAAAAAACAAUCAAAGAUAGUUUCGGCAAUUCUUUAACCGUGUGCAAAGUGUCCAAACAACUGGAACAUCUCAGCAACAACAACAACAACAACAACAACAGGAACAGGCAACCGCAGCCUCAGAGCCACCGUGCAAGCAGCAUUGGUGGUGCAAUUUUCAAACUGUAGCCGGCUAGAAACUCAGCUUCAAGACGUCUUGCAAACGGCUGAAAAUGGAAAAGACUCCCCGGUAUACACAGCGGGAGCGCAACAUGGUGCUCGGGUAUGCGGCCCAGUACAAAGAUGUGAUUGAGAAUAAGCGCACAGACGCCGAGUCCAAUCGGAAAAAGGAUGAGGUCUGGCUGCAGAUAGCCAAAGAGUUCAACUCGAAGGUCUAUCAUCAGCGCAGCGCCAAGCAGCUGCGACAGCUCUACAAGAACAUGAAGCUGCUGCUAAAAAAGGAUCUAUGUGGCGAGGACAAGGGCAAUCGCUCAUUUAUGGAUCUGCUCAACACGCUCUCGCAACAGGAGUCCGUGGCGCAGUACAUAGCCGAGCAAAUGUCACCGGAUGGCGCCGGAAGUCAAGCGACCGGAAACGGUCGCCAUUUGGCCGAUGACUACGAAGAUUCAAAGUUGCCCAUGUACGAAGGAAUGGACACAGAUGUCAUACUGAUCAAAUCGGAGACAAUUAGCGAUAAUGAGCAGACAGAGAACGGCAUUGACUGCAUGGAUGAUGAUGACGAUGACGAUUGCCCCAGUCCAAAGGCGCCCGAAGUGUGUCUGGAGGAGGAGGACGAGGUGCUAUUCGCCACAGAUCUGCGCCAGCUGCAGCAGCAAAGCGCCGGCGUCUCCAUGCCCAGCAGAGACUUGGCCAAUGGCGGCAGCAGUAUGUGCAACAACAACAACAACAACAACAGCGAUCCAUUACCGCGUGCGUCUAGCUCACCCGUGGGCUCCACCAAGACCUCCAUCUCAUCCGCAGGCAGUUAUAUGUCCGGGGGCGUGCCAAAGGCGGAAAUAAUGCUCUCCAGUGUGGGCAACAUACGCGUUGGCGCUUUUGCCAGCAUUAACAAGACCCUCCAGAAUGGCAACAUGAACAGCAGCAGCAACAACAACAACAACAGCUGCAACAACAACAACAAUAACAGCAUCAGCAGCAACAACAACAACAACAACAGCAAUGGACUGCAGCUUACGGCGGAGCAAAUGGAGCAGCACUUGCUGCUUAACGGCUUAGGUCUGUCGGCGGUGCAGCAUCCACCGGCGCACACGCUGCAGGCGGCCAUCAAUGCGGCAACGAGCGGCGUGGGCAGCUCGCGGCAUGCAACACAAACGUUGCAGCUGCCGCGUUUGGCGCGCGGUCACACAGUGGAAAGAGGUGCAACGGCAGCGGCAACAGCAGUCGCCGCUGCAGCCGCUGCCGCUGCCGCUGCUGCCACAAAUGGGUCGAACCGAACGGGCGGCGUACAGCUGCUGCUCAAUGGACACCAGAGCCGGGACAAGGCGCAGGCGCACCAGCAUCUCCAGCAGAGCAGCGGCCUCAGCGUUGCCGCCGGCAGCUUUAAUGGCUACAAUGGACUCGGAGUUAGCAACAUAAACACCAUUAAUUGUGCCUCCGCCGCCGCCAACAGCAGCAGCAGCAGCAACAACAACAACAACAACCUUAACCUUAACCUUAACAGCAGCAACAACAACCUGAACAACAGUAGCAACAACAACAACAACAACAACAACCUGAACAGCAGCAACAGCAGCAACGGCUCCCGCGGCCAGCACAAUGAGUACAUGAUGUCGCUGGCGCUGGAGGAGCGCAAGCGAAAGAUUGAGCUGCUCAAUGUACAGAUCGAGUAUUGGCAAACGUUAACCAAAAAACUGGACUCACAGUCCGGCCACUAUCCCAAUCCGGCGUGCCUCUGCCAUUUUCCAGGCAACAGUGUCAUGGGCGUGGGCGCCAGCGUGGGCGUCAGCGGCGCGGCCAGCACAGCCGCAGCGAGUGUGUUGCAAACGCAGUCAAGCAGCAGCUAGUCCGAAGCGAACGAUGGCG